CACACACACACAGUGUGUCCUGAUAUCCCCAGUAGUCUCACACCCUGAGAAAGAAUCACCUAGAGAACUCUUGGUUUACUUUCACGGUCCAAAUUAUGGAGUGACAAAAUAAAUGAUUGCUCCCCAUCUGAUUAACACCGUUUGCAGAGACAUUGGAUACCUGGGAGGGCAAGAUGGGACAGCGUUGACGCGCCUAUAGCUUCCCACCCUAUCCCCCACGUCCCCGUCCCCCCCCCCCUCCCCCGGGGGUACCUAUCGCUGGCGGUACGGUCGACAUGAGUCUGAUGGACAUCUCCAAGAUCUUCUCCCUGCUGCAGCCCAGGGAGGAGGAGGACGAGGAGGGCCAGCUGUGUGAGGAGAUGAACCAGGCGGUGAGCGGGGACGACGCGCCCCAGCUCGCCCGCCUCCUGGCCCAGGAGAGCUACAGGCGGUGCAUCAACUGCCGCAGCGGAUGGGGGAUACCCCUGACGCCUCUCCGGGCCGCGGCCUCCCGGGGACACCUCGGGUGCCUGGAGGUGUUGCUGCAGCACGGGGCGGAGGUGGACAGCCUGGAUGUGAAGGCCCAGACGCCGCUGUUCACAGCAGUGAGCGGGAAGCACCUGGACUGCGUGGUGGCCCUGCUCAAAGCGGGCGCCGACCCCAACGGCAGCCCGUACAACAACAGCUCCCCGGUGCUGACCGCCGCCCGCGAGGGGGACGUGGAGGUGCUCCAGGAGCUGUUGAGCUACGGCGCCGAGGUCGACGCGAGGUCCAAGGUCCCCGAGUGGGCCACCAACGCCACGGCCUGCAGGGGGUCCCUGUACAUCUCGGCCGUGUACGGCCACCUGGACUGCUUCAAGCUAUUGCUGCUCCACGGGGCCAACCCCGACUACAACUGCACGGACGAGAAGAUGCUGGGACGGAUCAAGCAGCCCAAGACCGUGUUGGAUAUGUGUCUCCGGUACGGGUGCGGCGUGGAGUACGUGCAGCUGCUCGUGGACUUUGGGGCAGACGUGUAUUUACCCACGCUGAUCGUUGACAAGAUGACGAAGCAGAACGAAGCCUUGGUGUUGCUGCUUAAGGAAAGAGUUCACCCCAAAACGCUGAUGUCACAGACCCGGAUAACGAUCCGAAGACACCUGCCUUUCGCCAAUAAAGAGCCAAUCAUUGAACGCUUGGACAUUCCUCAGAUUCUCAGGAAAUAUUUGAACCAUGUCGCCUUGAAUAUAUGAAGUGUGUUCCCGUUGUUUUCAUCAAGGAUGGAUUGCACUUUUUUUGUUAUGUGUCGGUCAUGGAUGAUGUGGAUAUUUACACAUAGGCCUACCUUAGAUGCAAAGAUGCCCCAAAUUUGUUGCAAAGGGACAGACGAAAUGAAAUUAUGUUUACAUCCGUAUUAGUGGCCUUUUAUUAUUGCCUUCUAUAUUUAUUAACAUUUAUAUAUAUUUUUGCUGUGUUCUCACUGAAUUUAUAGUUUUUUUCUCAGUGUAACUUGCAAUAAUACAAAUCGACGCUUGGAUGUGCCAGAUCGAGGUCAUAUACCUGUAACACCAAGCUCUACCGCUAGAGAUCGGAAUAGCACUACCAAUUAUGGGCUUCUGGUCAAUAACACCCCACCUAUAAAAUACCCUCCUGGCGGUGAUAUUGCACUUUCCCACAAUUUUCCACUGUUCAGAAUGUAUGCAUUUUUUUAGACUUCAGAUAAAUAAAAUAUCAAUUUUGAAUUUUAUAUUGUUUUGUAACUAUAUGCAGCCUCUUAAUAGCAGCAGGCAUUAUUGUUUUUGUAACUUGUUGACAACUAAUUUGUGAUUUGACAGUUUUGAUGUACCUCAUACUGUCUAAUAGGUAACAGCUGUACGCUGUAAAUAGCCAUGUAGAGCGGAUAUGAUGUCAAACAACAGGAAACCGGGACAAUAUGUCCUGUCUACCAUUCUUAUCUAAACCCAUGCUACAUACAAAGCUAAUGCAGAAGUUUGUAUGCCCUUGGGCCUACUCUAUGGUAUAUGAUAUGUGGCUUCUUUUUUAUUGUGAUGUGACUUACUUCAGGCUAUAAUACCAAAACAGCUAUGUAUAUAGAGGUUUUAUUUUCAACAAAAGUACAGCUAUAUCAGAUAUGGUUUCAUUUUUUUCAGCGGAAUACAACAUAUUCCCAGUGCUUUUGAUUACAUCAAAACAUAUAAUGUACAUACAGUAGACAUCUCCACUCCCCCAUUCACAGUUUCUCGAUUGAAUAGACAAUAUUCUUAAGGUUUUAAAUUUAUACAACAAAUAAACUUAAAUGCCAGCAAGAAAUAAAAUACAAAUGUUUGCAUAUGGUGACAUUUCCUAAGGAUAAAACUUGCAAGUAAAUGUGCUGUGGUGGUCAAAAAUCGAAACCUUAAACUAGAUGGUAAUAUACAAAUGGUUAAGAGUUCCAAAAGCGGGCCCUCUGUUACCUUGCGGCCAUUAAAAACCACAUUAAAUUACCUUUUGAAGAUAGUGACCCUGCUGUACCCUGACUAUUCCGAAAUAACACAGGACUGCCAUAACUGCAAGAAAUAGCUAUCAAAUAUGUUGCAAUGCUCAGGUUUGUGAAUGUUAUUACUUGCUAAUAUGUCCCUUGGAAAAAAAAAACACAACAAAACGUAGAAAUAGGUGAGGAAAAAUAUAUAACACUGAUGCAUUUAUAAUUAAAAGGUCAUUAAAUAAUACAAGCAGGACAGACACGCAUUGAUGCAUGGCAACAAAUAUGUCCUAACUUUGCCUCAGAUAAAUCUUACUUAAAGCUGUUUCUGUAUUGGGUAACCAAAUAAAACCGGUUAACAUUGUAACACAAAUUAAAAAAUUGUGAGAAAUUGAUUGGUAGUGUCAGACCAUUGUUCUUCAGAAUGUCAGCAAAAGGAGAGUACUGGGAUAUUGGAGUGAAGUUCUGUGUAAUUGUGUCUUCAUGAUUUCUGGCUGAUAUUGUUUUGAUAAUCAGAAGAGGUUUUUCUUGUUUUAUCUCUGCUUGACUUGAAAUCUAUACUCCAAAAAAACAACAACGAAUAGGGCAAUCAUCAUUGUACAUCCCUGUUUGGUUUACUGAUAAAAAAAAAACAAGAUACCCGUUUCGGUCACAGCCGUUAAUGGCACUGGACAGUUAGCCAUCGUUGGCAAGUGUGGUGUGAAGAUGACGUAAGAAUGUAAAGAGAGUUGUGUUCAUAGUUCCACGUAGACAAGGCAGCAUCAGUGCUCUUCACUUCAGUGUUAUCUUGGAUUUCCAAUGACGAUGACAAACACCGGUUUGACAAUAAAUAAAUAAAGCGUUAAAAGCCACAACCGGGGGAGUUAAAUAAUCGUUUCUUUCAGUGAGCUGGUAUCGGUUUACUCAGCGAUGGUUUUUUGUAUUUAAGUGAUGAAGGGGGAUUGUAAAUGAAGCUAAAACAAUCUGGUUAAAGAGUUCUGGUUAAAUUGCAUGCAAAAUAUUUGGAUGCCACAAGCAUGCAUCUAUCUGGUGCGGUGUGUUAGCGCACGCUAGAACUGGUACAACAUUCGUCUCCAACGCAAAAUACUAAUAUCCAAAUAUAUGAUCUGUUCUUUUGUACAGUAUUUACAGUGUGUAGCUGCUAAGUGUAAAAUAGAUGAUUGUUCCUUCAAUUUACAACUCCCCAUAAUUUGUAUAUAUGCUUCAAGUUACUUCUAAUACACCGACCGAGAAAGGAAAAAAAUAAAAUAACAAACAGUAUCCUACUGCAGCGGUUUUUGAGCUUUAAAUAUUAUGUUUUUAAAUGUGCAACGAAGGAAGUAAAUGUCUGAAAGUAGAAUAUACUUAAUGUUUUGUCAGUUUGUGCAACACUAUAUUGGACACUUCUAUGCUAAUGUGUGAUAAUACUGCUCUCUUGUGUGAUAAUACAUUACCUACUCCUGUUCAGGGAGGAAGGUCUGAUCGCUAUACUCUGGUCGGAUUGGAUCUCAUGCACUGGGGAAUGGGAUUCCCAGUCCGAGAGAGAUAGAGACAGAACGAGAACAAGAGAGAGGGUACUGGGGAGAGAGAAGAAAAGAGACGAAAAAAAUGGACAGAGGGGGGGAUAUAUAUCUCCAUAUAUAUGAAUAUACAGAGAGAGAGAGAGAGUGUGAGA
Messenger RNA from Gadus macrocephalus (Pacific cod), 4073 nucleotides. RefSeq names its product ankyrin repeat and SOCS box protein 12-like. Gene Ontology annotation, cellular component: cytoplasm. Bases 276 to 1211 code for a protein of 311 amino acids. Gene Ontology annotation, molecular function: protein binding. Lineage: Eukaryota; Metazoa; Chordata; Actinopteri; Gadiformes; Gadidae. The record is from RefSeq and is a predicted model, not a curated record. The transcript has 4 exons.